Aphis gossypii (cotton aphid) is the source of this 2528-nucleotide messenger RNA. Its product is annotated as scoloptoxin SSD14-like. Gene Ontology annotation, biological process: glutathione catabolic process. The transcript is spliced from 11 exons. The coding region runs from base 604 to 2376 and encodes 590 amino acids. NCBI's taxonomy places the organism in Eukaryota, Metazoa, Arthropoda, Insecta, Hemiptera, Aphididae. The record is from RefSeq and is a predicted model, not a curated record. Gene Ontology annotation, cellular component: plasma membrane. Gene Ontology annotation, molecular function: glutathione gamma-glutamate hydrolase.
UUAGCACUACAGUUUCUCAAAAACAAUUUGUAAGUGUAUAAGAAUAAGGUACAUUAAUUACUACUGAAUAUGAAUUAGUUCUAUAAUAGAUCUAUUAUUGACUAGUUGACGUCUAGCUAUUAUGUUCAACUUAAUGACUAACAUGCAAAUCUUGGAAUGGUAUACAAAGCCAUUAGUUAAACGUGUCCUGCGAAAGAAGUUAUUAAACUCCAUUGUUCCGUUUGACUAAAUUAUAUUUGGUUUGGUUAAACGGCUAGUUGUGUGUUUAUUUAAAAUAAUGACUUGGAUCAAGGUACAAGAUACAAAUUUAAUCGACAAAUAAGCGACUUCAAAGUUAAAUCGCGAAUCGUUCAUAAAUUAUAAUAAAAUAUUGUUUUCAUUUAUAUAGCGAUAUUUAAAUAUACAGCUAAAAUUAUUGAAAUACAUGAUGAUGAAACGAUACAUUCCACUGAUAAUAAAAUAAACCGUUUAAACAUAUGUACAUAGAUAAAAAAAUUACGAUUAUUUGGCAAGUAAUUAUUAUAUCUGGUUAUUUUUUUCAGACGAAAAUUCUAAUCCUUUGAUUGUGAAUCAGUGAAAACAUACAUAUUAUACAAUUUAAGCAUGCUACAUAAAUUCAAAACAAAGUAUUUUAGGAGUCAUACAAUCAAAUUGUUUCUUAUAGAAUGUUUGGUGUUGUUUUGUAUUCUAGUGAUACUUUCAUUUCGAUACUUUACUUUGGUAGAUGUCUCCAUUGAUCCAAUUACUCCGUUGCCACUGUCUUCCAUACCAAUGGGUCAGUACAAUAAUGCGGCAGUCGUUUCUAACGGUGAACCGUGUGCAAGAAUCGGAACUGAUAUUCUGAAAAACGGUGGAAAUUCAGUUGACGCAGCAAUAGGUACAUUGUUGUGUGAUAGUGUUGUGUGUCCGGAUUUAACGGGUAUCGGUGGAGGUUUCCUAAUGACCAUUUACAACAGAACUACAAAUACAUCGUUAUUUAUAAAUGCUCGAGAAACGGCUCCAGGUGCCACCAAUUACACUAUGUAUGACAGUGAUCCAACGAAAUCUUUAACCGGACCAUUGGCGGUUGCUGUUCCUGGUGUGAUUCGAGGAAUUUGGGUUUCAUACAAUUUAUAUGGAGGAGGAGUUUCUUGGGCUUCUUUGAUCAAACCAACAAUACAACUAUGUGAAGAAGGAAUUGUUGUGAGUAAACGUUUAGGAGCCAAUAUUAACGCAGCGAAAGAUCUUAUUUUAAAGACAGGAUUGAAGGAAUAUUUUGUCAACAACCAUACGGGAGAACUAUUAAAACCAGGUGAUACUUACACUAUGGCAAAACUGGGCCAAACUCUACGAGUUAUAGCAAACGAAGGUGCGAAUUCUAUGUACGCCGGAUCACUAACACCGAAAUUGGUUUAUGAUUUACAGAGUUCAGGAGGAAUCAUUACUAAAAAGGACUUCAUCGAUUACUCUGUUCUUGUAGAAGAAAGUUUCGAAAUAAAUCUCAAAAACGGUUACAAAGUCUAUUCAGGCUUACCAGCUGGCUCAGGUAUUAUAUUAGCAUAUAUUCUUCGAAUAUUAGAUGGGCAAUUACCUACACCUAAUGCCGAUUUGGACGCUGUGCGGUUUGUAGAAGCUUUCAAAUUUGCAUGUGGGGAAAGAUCUCAUUUGGGUGAUCAUAUGUUUGUAGACACAUCUGAAGUUUUAAAAAAAGUUACAUCAGAUAUGUACAUGAAUAGCUUACAAAAUAACAUGUCUGAUCAACGUACAUCAACUGAUCCUAAAUUCUAUGGAGCCGAUUCCAGUUGGCCCGAAGACCACGGAACAGAAAAUAUAGCUGUUUUGGAUUCAUUUGGAAACGCAGUUGCGGUCACGAGUUCUAUAAAUACGCCCUUUGGUAGCGGUUUUGUAUCAGAAAGUACGGGCAUUAUUUUCAAUAAUGAAAUGAACGAUUUUUCCACUCCUGGAUUUUCUAAUUUUUAUGAUUUUCCACCUUCACUGCCCAACAUCAUACAACCUUAUAAACGACCGAUGUCUUCCAUGUGUCCUACGAUAAUAACCGAUUCCAAAGGGGAUGUAGUUUUGGUUAUAGGAGGCGCUGGAGGAUCAAAAAUCCCACUUGCUACUGCAUAUGUGUCUGCUCUCAUCUUAUGGUACAAUAAAACACUGAAAGAAGCAAUUGAAGAACCAAGAUUAUACCAUCAGUUGAUUCCCAUGCAGGUCGAUUACGAAUACGGAGUGCUCAAGUCUGUUGUUGAUAAACUUAAAUAUGUCGGCCACAAAGUGAGAAGAAUGAUGAUUAAAGAUAAGUCAGCUGUAACUGGAAUAUUCAAAACACCCGAAGGAAUAAUAACGGCAAUGUCUGAUUUCAGACAACUGGGGAAUACCUCUGGAUAUUGACUUAAUAGAUUUAAUUUUAGUUGUUUUCUUGUGUACAUAUUCUAAUGAAGGAAGGUACUUUGAUUAUAUUUUUAAGUAUAAAUAAUUGAAUAGUCAAAAAAGCAUUUUUAAUGAUUAUUUUUAAUAGGUAAUAUAAUAUAUUCAUUUAAAAA